This is a messenger RNA of Eremomyces bilateralis CBS 781.70, 1050 nucleotides long. RefSeq lists its product as uncharacterized. The transcript has a single exon. Gene Ontology annotation, cellular component: nucleus. Gene Ontology annotation, molecular function: DNA-binding transcription activator activity, RNA polymerase II-specific; RNA polymerase II cis-regulatory region sequence-specific DNA binding; zinc ion binding. The record is from RefSeq and is a predicted model, not a curated record. Lineage: Eukaryota; Fungi; Ascomycota; Dothideomycetes; Eremomycetales; Eremomycetaceae. Gene Ontology annotation, biological process: regulation of transcription by RNA polymerase II; DNA-templated transcription. Bases 1 to 1050 code for a protein of 349 amino acids.
AUGGUGUCGCAUAACGAUAGCGAUACGCUAUGGAACUUCAUGGGCUUCGUUCAGCGUACUGCAAUGGGCCUAUCACUCCAUCGAGAUCCAGAGCCCCUGGAAGGUAUGAGCCCAUUCGAGAAGGAGAUGCGAAGACGCCUAUGGGCAACGAUCGUGUUUCUCGAUUUGCAUGUCGCUAUCGGAUCCGGCAUGCCGACACUUAUCCGCCCUCAAGACUAUUCGACUCGGCCACCAGCAAAUAUCGACGAGGACCAACUGUCGGUGGACAUGGUACAUACGCCACAAGGCGCUUUCCCAGAGCAUACCACAUCCACAUUCCAGACGCGGUUGGCGGAGAUAUUACCUGACAUCUGCGCAAUUAUCUCGAACAUCAAUUCCGCCGCACCCGAUCUAAAAUAUAAAGAUGUCCUCGAAUUCGACGCCAAACUCCGACAAUCGUUGAAAGCAUCGCUGGCUUGCGUCUCAAGCCGGCGAAAUCCAGUAAUCGGACCCAAAUCACUGGAUCGUCCUCAUAUCCAAUCGUCGAUGCUUCAGUUGUUUGUCCGAGGAGUGAUGCUUGCCUUGCACUGUCAUUACUUCAUGGACCCUGAGAAGCACCCAGACUACCAAACAUCAUACUGGGCGGUUCUUGACUGCUCGUUGGCUAUUCUCGGCCAGCAACGGCAGAUCUACGACGCCAACUCAUCGGAACUUCCGACUACCUGGUUCAACGACAUUAACCAGGGUUCGUAUUUUAUCGCGGCAGCGCACGUGACGCUUGGAAUCAAGCAUGGGAGUUUUUUAAGCGGUCCAAUGGCCUUGAUCGGAUCGUCCGCAAACGAGACGGCUUGGAUGCUAAUGGAUUCCCUCGCGAGUAUCUCCGAGGAAGAUGUUGGUCGGUCGGUGGAGUAUUUCAAGCGGUACAGCGCCUUCUACCAAAGAUAUGCGACCUUGCAAGCCUUGGUGAACGGCGGCGACACCGAACAGGCCAGGAAUGAUGCAUUCGAGCAUAUCAUCAAGGUGGUGAGUGAGAAGGCGGCCGAACUGUAUCCGAGCCCGUUCUAUGGAUGA